GGCGGCGGCGGCACAAGGGGGGGAGGUCUUCCGCCCCCUACGCAAGCCAGACGCCGGUAAUGAGUGUUUACGCCGCGAGCACGCCGACAGCGAGCCCUGCGAUAUCACCGGCGAUUAAUACAACGGCGUCAACGGCAACGAAGCCGACGAUCACGACGACGACGUCGCCAGCAGCAACGACGACGACGACGACCACAACGAUAACUACGGAAACUGCGUCGACGUCAACAACGACAACGACGACGGCGGCGGCGGCGGCGGCGGCGGCGACGGCGACAACGACGACGACGACAGCGGCGAUUGCACCGGUUACGACGACGGCCACGUCGUCUACGGCGACCGCCGCGUCGCCGGAAGCAGCGACCGGCUGGAUUGAGUUCUGCGAGAGACACGCCCGCGCCUCGGCCUCCGACUUUGCCAAGGCGUUCUGCGCCUACGUUAGCCUCAACCUGCCUGAGAGCGCCCGCGCCAACCUUUCGCACCGCGACUUUCUCCGCAAGUUUGUCGAGAGCUUCUGCGAGCACUUCGAGAGCGAGUACCUGCGUCAGAGUGUGAGAUCGCUGUCGUUGCAUGAUACUAGGAGCAUAGUAUCCAAUGAAAGAGAUAUAAACCUUGCGAGCCAGAACACUAAUGCGCCUGUUCGAGCAUCCUCACAUGAGGAAUUUAGCGACUAUUCCGAACACGAAGGAGAGGCAGUGUCACCGAAGCCCAGUCACAAACCUUUCUUCCGCAGAUUAUCCUUUAAGGGACUUAAAAAAGGCAAGAGUUUCUUCCACAAGCAACAGAGCGAUGAAGUGGAAUUAUCUCACAGUGAACACCGCAAGGAUAAACACUCCAAGGCUAAGCUGUCGAAAAUUGUGGUGGAGUGUCGUAAGGAAGGAAUUGUUAAUUCCUUGAUGGGAGAAAAUAUAGAUGGAACGCAGAAAUGGGAAAAGUCACGGCUAGCUUUGAUAAAGGCCAUCGGUGGCUACAUGUUGGAGUUUUAUUCCCCACCGAAGGCUGUGAAACCACGGAGCGGUGUCUUUUGCUCGGCGAUAACAGAAGCGAGGGAAACCACGGCGCUCGAAAUGCCGGAUCACGAGAAUACAUUCGUCUUGAAGACGCAAAAUAUGGAAUUUGUCAUCGAAGCACACGAUUCAAAUGACAUGAAGUCGUGGUUGGCGACAAUUAGAUAUUGUAUGCGAACGGUACAACAAAGCUCGAGCGCUCCUGGUUCCGGACCGGGUGACUCUUUAGGAGAUUCCCUAGGCCACGGUUCGCUUGCUAUCGGAUCCGACAGUGAUCGAUUACGAGCCAACUCGGCGAGUAAGAGCUUUCGAUCCGCUAGUCAUGAACACGGCGAUGACUCGCAAGGUAAUCCGCCAGAAUUACCUCCGAGACUCCACGUGCGCAGCAGUAGUAAUCUAGAAUUAUGUUCCUCUCAGCAAGAAAUUGAGCAAAUGUCUGCUAAUGAAGGUGAGCUGGAUUUAUCGAGUAGCUUACGAGAAUAUCCAUGGUUUCAUGGCACCCUUCCUCGCUCGGACGCCGCGCAGCUUGUAUUGCAUAGUGCAGCUAAUGGUCAUGGUGUUUUCCUGGUUCGGCAAAGCGAAACUAGAAAAGGCGAAUUUGUGUUAACUUUUAAUUUCCAAGGAAGAGCAAAACAUUUACGAAUGACGCUAAAUGAUCAAGGUCAUUGCCGAGUUCAACAUCUGUGCUUUCCUACGAUAUAUGAUAUGCUUGAACACUUUCGCCAGAAUGCAAUACCACUCGAAUCUGGUGGGACUGCGGAUGUUACUUUAACAGAGUAUGUAGUGACGCCGAGCCAUGCAUCGCGACCAGGACACCAUAACGUAGUGGCGGGUAGCUUGAAUGUACAACAAUCACAAGAGAGGAGACCUCCGGCAACUCUGGAGCCUAGAGAAGUACGCACUUAUGGUGGUUCUAUAAGAACUCGCACGGAAUCGUUGGAGAGACUAGAACAACAGAACACCAUUGUGGAACAACAGGGCUCGUCUUCAUCCACUGGCAGAGCGGUUCAGAAUACUUACAGUUUCCUCUGACGCUGGAUUCACGCUAAUCCGCCAUCAGGCUACAAUCCAGUCAGUCCGACGGACUGAAUGUGAACGAUAUGAUGAAGUAAUCGCAGUUUUUAUCUCCAGAAUUGCGUCGCGCCAUAAACCACUAUUUUACGACAAAGCGUAUCUCUUUGCUAGUACAAAAGAAUUGCAUUUUUCUUUUGAUAUCUUCCAAUCAUUGACUCUUGCGUACAGCAUUCGACAUUAUAUAUUAUUUUAUGAUUUAUUAGCAACGCGUUUGCAUCGCAUUUACAUCGAAUAUUAAGAAAUAGAAUAGACUACCAACAAAACGAGUCUCAGUUAGCAAUGGUCAUUUCAUAACGUGCUCAAAUUAUUC
Molecule: messenger RNA, 2391 nt
Organism: Cyphomyrmex costatus
Lineage: Eukaryota; Metazoa; Arthropoda; Insecta; Hymenoptera; Formicidae
Gene: Lnk
Product: SH2B adapter-like protein Lnk
Exons: 5
Coding region: 60-2039 (659 amino acids)
Biological process (GO): intracellular signal transduction
Cellular component (GO): plasma membrane
Molecular function (GO): transmembrane receptor protein tyrosine kinase adaptor activity
Source: RefSeq, a predicted model, not a curated record